Messenger RNA from Ixodes scapularis (black-legged tick), 678 nucleotides. Its product is annotated as histone H1-III-like. Gene Ontology annotation, biological process: nucleosome assembly; negative regulation of DNA recombination; chromosome condensation. Gene Ontology annotation, molecular function: nucleosomal DNA binding; structural constituent of chromatin; double-stranded DNA binding. The transcript has a single exon. Gene Ontology annotation, cellular component: nucleosome; nucleus. Lineage: Eukaryota; Metazoa; Arthropoda; Arachnida; Ixodida; Ixodidae. Bases 1 to 621 code for a protein of 206 amino acids. The record is from RefSeq and is a predicted model, not a curated record.
AUGUCCGAAGAAGUGUCCGCUCCUGCUGGGGUCGCGGCCCCCGCUGCCCUUAAGAGCCCCAAAAAGGCUUCCACGAAAGUGUCCAAGGGAAAGGCAAAGGCCGUGCCAACGCAUCCCAAGGUGUCCGCAAUGGUGACAGCAUCCAUCAGUGCGCUUAAGGAACGUGGUGGUUCAUCUCUACAAGCCAUCAAGAAAUACAUGUCUGCCAACUACAAGGUGGACGUCGAGAAGCUGUCUCCUUUCAUCCGCAAGUAUCUCAAGUCUGCCGUGGCUGCGGGAGCAUUGGUGCAGACCAAGGGCAAGGGAGCUACCGGAUCGUUCAAGCUGUCAGCCAAGUCCGACAAGCCCUCACCUGCUGCUAGGAAGCCCAAAAAGGAGGCUGGUGCUGCAAAGAAGCGCCCAGCCUCGGCAACUGCCGGUGCGGCCAGGAAGAAGAAGCCCGCGACUGCCAAGAAGUCGCCCGCAAAGAGGGCCAAGUCGGCCAAGCCCAAGUCGGCCAAGCCGAAAAAGCCAAAGGCAGAGAAGAAGGCUGCAGCACCCAAGAGCCCCAAGAAACCCAAGGCAGCAAAAAAGACCCCUGCCAAGAAGCCGGCUGCAAAGAAGGCUUCCUCCAAGAAAUAGGUCUUCUCCUGGAUAUCCAGAGCGAAAAACAAAACGGCCCUCAUCAGGGCCAUAAUU